Haemonchus placei is the source of this 690-nucleotide messenger RNA. The record is from the annotation of a GenBank genome assembly. Lineage: Eukaryota; Metazoa; Nematoda; Chromadorea; Rhabditida; Trichostrongylidae.
AUGUUUCAUGAUAAAUGCUUUCACAAAGUCCUACUUUUAGUUGCGCCACCACUACCUAGCCUUUUUAUCAACACAUUUGGCGAUGAAGCCGCUGGGUCGGGAUACGGAUGGCUCACCGAUCCGGAUGCACCUGAGCCUUACCACGGAGUCGAGUCUGUUAUUCGAGGUGUACGUUUGAACUUCUAUAAUUUUGAUCCGACUAACACUGGAAAUUUAGCUCAGCAAAUCGGUCUUGAUAUGGUGAAAGAUCGAAUACGGUUGACAAAACAAGAGAUCGAUACCUGCCGUCAAGAUCAGCAAAUGAUUGCAGACUUUGUGGCAGACACUUUCCGUGAUGAGUUAAAUGCGAACCGCGAUAAAUCGAAAAUUCGCGAACUCGUGGAAGAUGUGGAACGACUUCAGAAGGAGGUAGAUGAACUUCGAAAACUGUCUCCGAGAUCGGUACCACCUCCAAGUCAGAAACCACUUCUCUUCUUUUACGCCCUAGGACCCGCUCCUCCUCAUCAACAUCUUAUAUGGCAUUGUAUACGAUGCCUCGAGGGAAACAACAUGACGUCUUUUCGAUGUAAAUGCUCGUUUCCCCGUGUUGCGAUUGAUCCAAGAGAAGCCGCUAAAUGCAAAUGUACACACUGUAGCCAAGCAACAGCUGGCCGUGCUUCUGCCCCUCCCACUAUCGCUGAUGGCGACUAG